AGUCUGAAACGUAAACAAAAAGUGUUUAGCAGCUGAAAAUGUCUUUUGGAGGAAACAAUCGUCGUCGGCACAAUAAAGGAGGUGCCAAGCACUCUAAUGCCCCAACAACAGUGGACGAAUCAAACCCCAUCCUCGUGGCCUUUCACGGAUUUGCCCGGGAGCUGGAUGACAAGCACGAUAGAUACGAGAGAAUUGUGAAAUGUGGCCGGGAUAUCACGAUUGAGAGCAAGAGGAUCAUCUUCUUGCUGCACACCAUUGACCAGAAGAAGGACAAUGCACAGAAAGUCCUGGCUGAGGCACAACAGAGACUGGAGAAGGUGUGCACGAUGAAUUUUGCAGAGAUUGCCAAGGAGCUGAAAGGCCUGGAUCAGUAUCAGUACGCGAGGGCUUUCUCUCCUGGGCUUCAGGAAUUCAUCGAAGCCCUGACAUUCUUCGAGUACAUUUCAGGGAAGGAUCUCUCAGAUUGGACAAGUGUCCAGGAGAGUCUGAAGUACAAGGGUGAGGAGGAAUCCCCACCGAUGGAGUGUCUGGUGCAGCCCAUUGAAUUCAUGCUGGGUCUGGCGGAUAUGACUGGAGAGGUCAUGAGACGCUGCGUGAAUUCUCUGGGAUCCGGUGAAGUAGACAAUUGCUUCGAUUCCUGCCGUUUCCUGCAGAGCCUCCAUGCGAGUUUUCUGGGCCUGGGGCCCACGCACAAUCGCGAAAUGUCCAGGAAAAUGUACACGUUGCGCCAAAGUGUCAUGAAGUCUGAGGCUGUGUGCUACAAUCUUCGUGUUCGCGGAAAGGAAGCGGCUAAAUGGGGCGCCGAGGAGAAUCUUCUGGAUAAGGGAGUGGAUUCAGCGAGUGCCAAUGCAGAGAUCGACGAAGGAUUCUUCUGAUUUAUCUGUGGAUUUUCCAUUUUUUUUUAUUCACUGUGAACUAUUCUGAAAUAAAAAAAAAGUCUGAGCUUUGUCUCGUAACACGAAA
Phlebotomus papatasi is the source of this 963-nucleotide messenger RNA. It is a transcript of the gene Trax, whose product is annotated as translin-associated protein X. Gene Ontology annotation, cellular component: cytoplasm; nucleus. NCBI's taxonomy places the organism in Eukaryota, Metazoa, Arthropoda, Insecta, Diptera, Psychodidae. Bases 39 to 875 code for a protein of 278 amino acids. The record is from RefSeq and is a predicted model, not a curated record. Gene Ontology annotation, molecular function: RNA endonuclease activity; RNA binding; sequence-specific DNA binding. The transcript has 2 exons.